Messenger RNA from Coffea arabica (coffee), 1967 nucleotides. Lineage: Eukaryota; Viridiplantae; Streptophyta; Magnoliopsida; Gentianales; Rubiaceae. The record is from RefSeq and is a predicted model, not a curated record.
AUCCAAAUCCGAAUUUCAUGAUGUUAUUCUUCAUCAAACCCAGAAUAAUUACAGCCCUUUUGCUCUUUCUCGUCGUCUCAAUCUCCCUGCAAACUUGUCAAGUCAAUUCCCAGUGCAGCAAAGGCUGUGACUUAGCUUUAGCCAGCUACAACGUCUGGCAAAACUUAAACCCAACCAUAAUCGCCCAACUUUUCAGCGUCCCAACUUCCACUCUGAUCACCUGGAACCCGGUCAGCAUCCCAGACAAGGAUACAGUCAUAGAAGGGACGAGAGUAAACAUCCCAUUUCCAUGUGACUGCAUCAAUGGGAAUUUGCUAGCUCAUGUCUUCAAUUGCAGUGUUUCAUCGGGGGAUACUUAUGAUAUAGUUGCGUCCCACUUUUACGCGAAUUUAACGAGUACCACUUGGUUGCGGAGGUUUAAUAGUUAUCCGGAGAAUAAUAUCCCAGAUGCUGGAGUUCUGAAUGUUACUGUGAAUUGUUCUUGCGGGAAUAAGGCGAUUUCCAAGGAUUAUGGGUUGUUCAUAACUUGGCCGAUAGAGGUUGGGGAUACUUUGGAGUCUGUAGCUUCUGCUAAUAAUUUGAGUGCUGAUUUGAUCAGCAGGUAUAAUCCAACGGCAAAUUUUACUGCUGGGAGUGGUCUGUUGUUCAUCCCUGCAAAAGGUAAGCUUUUACAAUUAGAUGUUAUCGAAUUGGGAUCAGGAUUGUCAGGUGGGGCUAUCUCUGGGAUAUCUCUUGCAGUAGUUGGAGUGUUGUUUUUUGCAGCUUGCGGGUAUCUUGUUGUUUACAGAAAGAGGAAGGCAGAGAAAAUAUCACUUAAAGAUCAAUUUGAGCAACCUGCUUCUGAUACUGCAGCUAAAGCUCCAGAGGCUGCUAAUGAUGCUAAAAGGGCUUCUCCAGGCCUUGGUGGAGUAGUUGUUGAGAGAUCUUUUGAGUUCUCGUAUGAAGAGCUUGCAAUAGCUACUAAAGGUUUCAGUUUGGCUAACAAGAUAGGCGAAGGCGGCUUUGGCUCUGUUUAUUAUGCUGAGCUUGGCGGCGAGAAAGCGGCAAUCAAGAAAAUGGACUUGAAAGCAAAAAGAGAAUUUGUUGCUGAACUUAGGGUUUUAACACAUGUACAUCAUCAGAACCUGGUGCGCUUAAUUGGAUAUUGUGUGAAGGGUUCCCUUUUUCUUGUAUAUGAGUACAUUGACAAUGGAAACUUGAGCCAGCAUCUUCGAGGAUCAGGGUGCGACACACUGUCAUGGUCAAGUAGGGUGCAGAUUGCAGUGGAUUCAGCAAGAGGUCUUGAGUACAUUCAUGAGCACACUAUUCCUGCCUACAUCCACCGUGACAUUAAAUCAGCAAACAUUUUGAUAGAUAAAGAUUUUCGUGCCAAGGUUGCAGAUUUUGGUUUAGCAAAAUUGGCUGAGGUCAGAGGUUUAUCUUUGCAAUCACAUCUUGUGGGUACGUUUGGCUACAUGGCCCCAGAGUAUGCCAAUUGUGGUACUGUUUCUCCUAAAGUCGAUGUCUAUGCCUUUGGUGUUAUGCUUUAUGAACUAAUUUCGGCUAAGGCAGCUGUAGUUGAUGGAUGCUCUACUACUGAUACUAAGGGCCUUGUUGGUUUGUUUGAACAAGUUCCAAUACUACCGGAUUCAAAUGAUGAUCUUCGCAAACUGGUUGACCCGAGACUUGGGGAUAAUUACCCAAUCGAAUCAGUCAGCAAGAUGUUUCAGCUAGCCAAACUUUGCACGCAUAAAAAACCUGAAUCAAGGCCGAGCAUGAGAUCUGUUGUCGUUGCGUUAAUGGCAUUAUCAUGCCCCAAAAAGGGUUCUAAGAUUUUUGUUCCUCAUUUAGAAACUGAGAUCUUGAAAUACGAGUAUUCUAUGAUCAAGUCUAUGGAAACUGAAGUUCUGGGAUCUGAGACUUUUACAGUUACAUCUGUGGAAUCUGAGGCUUAUACAAUAGAAGAAGGAAUUGAGGAUUAAAUGGUA